AUGUGUGCGCCCCUGGAGGCCCACCGGCGGUCACACCGUGUCCUAGGGGUUCACAUGGACGCCGCUGACCCGCGGCGCGCUGCAAUUCGGUGCCGGCGGCGCCGAGCCGCAACGGUUUCGGACCGAGCGCGACCGUGGCGCCGGGGCCAGAGCGGCGCCCGCCGGGGCCGUGGACCGUACCCGCGCCCCACACACGCCCACCCGCGAUGCCGUGGCGCCGAGGGCCAGGCUGGCGCCCACCGACGUCGUGGACCGUACCCGCGGCUCAGACACGCCCACCGUAUGUUGUUCGACGCGCUCCAUCAACAAAUUGUUGGAAAUCGCUGGGAAUCCGGCUGCGGCGCGCCGCGAACUCGCUCCGCCGUCGCGCGAGGACGCGCCGCUCGGCCGUCCGCGCGCAAUUUUGCGUCGACCGAUCACCAUCGCUGUGUUCAGCCCGGCAUAGCGAGCACAGCGCUCCUCUGUGUCUGUGGUGUCUGUCUGGUUCACGGUUACAUGGGGGGUGGACUGUCUAACGCAGUGAUCGGCGGGAAGGGCAAAAAAGUCGCACCCAUCGAGAUGGCAGAGGAAGUUGUCAACGUAGAAUCCGCAUCACUUAAUGAGACGAGCAAAACGCUGGGGAAAGAGGCAAAAUUGGUAUCAGGCAAAAGGGCACCUCCGUGGGCCAGCAACUAUCGCAGAAAAGGCCUGUACAGUUUCGCACGCACUGGCAUUGGCACUCGCAGCCCGAAAGCUGGCAAGGGUGCCCUCAUCAUUGAGGACGAUGUUACUGUGGGCAUUGAGCAGAUAGCGUCGUGGCCGGUCGUUCGCGGCCCGCACGGUCUCUUGAGCCCACAUCCCAAGCUCACUGGCGGGAUGGAGACCACAACUACCGGCACACGACCCUUCGCAGUACGCAGAAGCAGUAACAAAGUAUUCGGCACCCAGGCCUAUGUGGUAUCGUGCAAGGGCCUCAACAGGAUUUCUGCCCUGCAGGCUAGGCGAGAGAAGAUGCGAACAUUACGCCUUGAGCAUUGGUCUGAUGUGCAACUCAUUGCUGAUCAUUGGAUUCCGUCGAUAUUUCCAUCAGACGUCUCGUAUGUUGCUACGGUGCCCACCUUGGUUGAGGAUGCGUGUGUGUCAACUAUUGCCCCUGGUGAGAACGCCUGGUCCCACGAUACGCCGCGCUUGAAGGACGUUGCUGCACCGGAACACUCCGAUGCUCGAUUUCACAGGACAGCAUGCCGCUUCCCGCACAGUGCGUAUACGCAGCCUUCAUGGGAGCUAGUGAAAAGGAGCACUAGUGAAAAGGAGCUCAAUUUCCGGAACACAGGGCGGUGUCCCAGUCCUCCGUAG
Messenger RNA from Aureococcus anophagefferens, 1335 nucleotides. RefSeq lists its product as hypothetical. The record is from RefSeq and is a predicted model, not a curated record. NCBI's taxonomy places the organism in Eukaryota, Pelagophyceae, Pelagomonadales, Pelagomonadaceae. Bases 1 to 1335 code for a protein of 444 amino acids. The transcript has 10 exons.